Molecule: messenger RNA, 1038 nt
Organism: Nicotiana tabacum (common tobacco)
Lineage: Eukaryota; Viridiplantae; Streptophyta; Magnoliopsida; Solanales; Solanaceae
Product: B3 domain-containing protein REM9-like
Molecular function (GO): DNA binding
Source: RefSeq, a predicted model, not a curated record
UCUCCUACUAUAUAUUUUCCAUGACAUCCAACUUUUUUCCUGUUCGAAAAGCAAAAAUGUUAGCAGUCAUUUCCGCCCUGUGAUCCAUUCUCCCCUGUUUCUUACUAUAAUCUCAAGUCUCAAAAUGCUAGUAGAUCCCGACAAGUAUCCAUCGUUUUGCAAGCUAUUAUUUAGACAAGGUUUCAUGGAUAAAAUACUAAUGCCGCCUGUUUUCAUCAAAGAAAACAAGAAGAAGUUGGCCAAGACUUGCUUACUGAAAACGGACAUAGCAGCAGGGAUGUCGUGGGAAGCAAAGAUAGUGAAGGAGAAUUCUCAUUUCUUCAUAUGUGACGGAGAGUGGCCAAAGUUUGUGGCGCAUCACAAACUAAAGUUAGGGGACAUUUUGCUCUUUUUUCUAGUUGAUAAAUCAACGUUUCAUAUACUUCCCUACGGUCAGAAAACUUGUAAAAACCUUUGCAGGAGACAACUAUUUGAGGAACUCAGCAGUUCCUCUGAAGAGGAAGAGGAAUGUGACGUGGGAAUCCGACUGUCAAGAAAAUCUAAGAAAGUUAAAACGGAGCCAAAAGAAUUGCCAGGUGUUGCAGAGGAGGAAGCUCAGAAUCGAAGUAAAGAAAAUGGUCCAAAAACACUUAGAUACAGUGUGGUGAACUUGAAAAAUAAAAAUCCAUACUAUGAAAUGGCUGUAAGAAAGACACACUCGCUUUUUGUGACUAUCCCAAUGACCUUCGCAAGAUGGAGUGGCAUAAUUAAGAUGAAGAAAAUAACACUGAUUAAUGGAGAAGGGAAGAAGUGGAAAGUGGAUAUAGAGCAUAUCGGCCCAAGGGUUCUCAUAAAAGGAGGAUGGGCUGCCUUCAGAACACAAAACAAGAUAGCUGCCAAUGGUGAAACUUGUCGCUUCAAGUUGAUUCAGGGCCGUAGACGUGGGCGUGGACGAAGUUGUUAUGUUUUACAGGUUGAAAAGAUCUCCAAACCUUGAAGUAGCUCGUAUAUGUAGUUGGUUUCUUUUGGUUGCAUUUUGGCCUUCUCUUUGUAGUAAUU